CAAGACCCGAGCUUGAUGCUGUUUGACAUUGGUUGUAACAUCGGUCUAUACACAAUGUGGGCAGUGGCGCUGGACAGACGGGUGGUGUGUGUGGAGAUGAUGAUGCAGAACGUUGAGCGGGUCCAGAUGGCGUUAGAGCAAAGCAACCUCGGUCAUAUGGUGACCAUUGUUAACAACGCCCUCUUCAGUGAUCACCGAGAGCUGGAGAUAACGCUGUACAGAGACAUUUGGGGUCUGCCUAGGCUAAACGAAUCAAAUGUAUAUCAGAAAAACUUGAUAGACACAUCACGAGGCAAGCUGAAAGUAAACACCAUAUGCAUCGAUGACCUGACUCCUCUAAUGGCAGGAAAACAUGUAUACAUUAAAAUUGAUAUCGAGAACGCUGAACACUUCGCACUUAAGUGUGCGCAUCGUUUCUUUGAAACUGUGGACGUACGCAUCGUUCAGAUGGAGUGGCACAGACGCACAGAACAAGAAAUCGUAUCGAUAUUGGAAUUUAUGAAUACUUAUGGGUUCGCUGCUUCGUAUCAUAGCACCGUUUACAAUCCGGUCGAUUUAAAGACAAAUACAAAAAAUUUAGAU
Physella acuta is the source of this 582-nucleotide messenger RNA. RefSeq lists its product as uncharacterized. The record is from RefSeq and is a predicted model, not a curated record. NCBI's taxonomy places the organism in Eukaryota, Metazoa, Mollusca, Gastropoda, Physidae.